AUGCUCACCAUCCUGAUGGAGGUCACCUCUGCGGCAAAAGGGAGGAACAGAAAAUUGAACACGGGACAUCCACGUUUGAGGAGGGCCACAAAGUACAUGCUGGACUUGGAAAACAUAAAGCACGUGUUUCACCCUCCAUUAUACAACUGGGGCUCCUCGAGCGCUAGCUUCAGAAAUCGCUCCCUGUCUCCCUGGAACUACAAAGAGGACGUUGACUCUGAUCGCUGCCCUUCCACCAUCUUUAAAGCAGAAUGCGUGAGCACACAUUGCCUGAACAGCAGAGGGUUCGAAGAUCCAGGUCUCAACACCCACCUCGUCCAUCAGGAGAUGAUUGUGCUGAAAAGGAAAAAGGGCCCUGAUCACAAGAUCAUCUACCGUGCGGAGAAGAUGAUGGUCCCUGUUGCUUGUGUCUGUGUCCGCCCAGAGGUCAUCACUGCCUAA
Molecule: messenger RNA, 441 nt
Organism: Carcharodon carcharias (great white shark)
Lineage: Eukaryota; Metazoa; Chordata; Chondrichthyes; Lamniformes; Lamnidae
Product: interleukin-17F-like
Exons: 2
Coding region: 1-441 (146 amino acids)
Biological process (GO): inflammatory response
Cellular component (GO): extracellular region
Molecular function (GO): cytokine activity
Source: RefSeq, a predicted model, not a curated record